Haliotis rufescens (red abalone) is the source of this 5596-nucleotide messenger RNA. RefSeq lists its product as uncharacterized. The transcript is spliced from 25 exons. The coding region runs from base 176 to 5332 and encodes 1718 amino acids. Lineage: Eukaryota; Metazoa; Mollusca; Gastropoda; Lepetellida; Haliotidae. Gene Ontology annotation, cellular component: nucleus; cytoplasm. The record is from RefSeq and is a predicted model, not a curated record. Gene Ontology annotation, molecular function: transcription corepressor activity. Gene Ontology annotation, biological process: negative regulation of gene expression.
CACGACUGGUCCAUUUUCAUUACAUUUGGUCACAUUCACCGAGCUGAAUCAGAUACAAAUGGCGAUGGAGGGGCAUCGGGGUUCUCAACACUGGAUUCAGUGACGUUCUUUCGUACUACAGCGUGAGGUCACGGUCACAUAUUAUCCUGGAAUCCCCGUGUCUGACAACGCAGCUAUGAGUGGCGCCGGAGGAAGCUACCAAGUCUCCUGGCAGCCCCUGCUAGCCCAACUCAGUGCCCUGGCGACGCGAGCAAAGGAAGGGACAUCCGCUAUCCCCACCAAAGAUGCCCAGUCUGGCCAGAAGUCGAAAGAAUACUUUUACAUAAGAGGUGCUGGGAUGCCCAGAUCGGACAACAUAGCUAUGAGCAGGUCCACGCUGGUCCAAGUCAGUUCUCGGGCAAUGCAUUCAGAGGAAGAGGGUACACUCUCUCAGUAUGGCUCACUGAAGUCGGAAGAUGACUUCAUAACGAUAGAUAAAGGGGACAAAAAUGAGAAUGAGCAACCGUUAACAGUUGAAAGGGCUUCGAUAAACACAUCUAUACGCAUAGAUUCAGUACAGCCGCUAACAUCAUCUGUAGAAGCUCAGGACAAGAGAAACGACACAAGACAAAGCUCUUAUCUAAUACCCCUUUCGACAAUUCAACAGCUAUUUCUCCAAGAUAGAGACACAGCCAGACACACUCUGUGUAGUAAACUGGAAACGAAAGGGUUUAAGGCAACAUUUCGAUUUCAACAAGGAGAGGUUGACAUUAAGUCCCAAGGAGUAAAGGGGCACGGUAAAGCUCUGGAUGUCAUCGCCAGCUCGGUCUUAGAGAUGGAACUCACCUUCAGCAGUGAUGAACUGGAACAGAUGGCUCAAGUGGCUGAUAUCCAUCAGGUUGGUGUGCCACAGUUGUCCAUCGACCAGGACGUGCUUGUCGUCAUUGAUAAGACCAACGGAAGUUUGAAGCUUGUUGGCAUGGCAGACACUAUCAAUGUGCUGAAGGAAACGCUUAAUAAUUUACGAGAAAUGUGGGACACCAGUCACAAGAAGAACCAAGAAAAACAGAGAUCACCAAGGAUAUCUACAUCCAUCCUUAGAGGUAAUCGGCCACGAAAAACAUCUGCUCAAAAACAGGCUUCCCUCUACCAAAGUAGGACCAGCGUUCCAGAGGAAGAAAACCCAGCUCCAAUUAGCCAUCUGUUGGACAACGCGACAUCAAUCCAAAGAGAUCAAGAACCACAGAGAACAUUAACACAAGAACAGCCAUCACUGCACCCAAAAGUUGAUGAUGUUCCAAAGAAAGAAGAUUCAGCUAGUCGUGUUGCUACUGAAUUGUUGCCCGUUGAUGAAGGACACCUGAGAUAUCUAUGUUUACACAAACGGGAUGAGAUCCAGAAAAUAGAAAAGGAAGAAGAUGUGACCAUCUCUGACAGUGAACGUGGAUACGAGGUUAAAGGUCACGCGGUUGAAGUUAUGUGGGCUACUGUAAAAAUGCGUGAUCUCGUUGAUAAAGUGAAAUGCUCCACAUUCAGUUUUGAGACUGGGGUCGAUGUAAGGAAAUUUGCUGAAACUGUUGUAACCAUUGGCAAAAAACAUAAAUGUCUUAUUGCGUAUAAGCCGAAUGUAAAAACAGUGGACAGUCGACCUAGAGCACAAUCUGCAGUUCCAUUUACACAAGAAAAUCAAGGACUUAAAGUGACCGUUGUCUUCAAUAGGAUAGAAAAACAAAACGCUGAUGUCAUAGUAAAUACAACCAACAGACAACUGAACCUGAGUUCCGGGUUUGGUGUGUCCUACAGCCUGCUGAAGGCGGCUGGUUCCGACAUACAGACAUGCUUAAGCCACACCUAUCCUAACGGGAUAGAUCACGGUGAUUUGGCGGUGGGUCGUUCUGGAAAUCUUGAAACUUGUAAAAAGAUCUACCACGGAUGUCUUCCAUUCUAUAAAGGGUUCAACGACACAGCACCCCCUUUAAAGUGUUACAAGUUGCUGUGGUCUCUGGUGUUCCGAUGUCUCAUCCAGGCCUGCAAGGAUGGAUUUCAGACAAUUGCUCUGCCAGCAUUCGGCACAGGAGCCCUACAGUAUCCUACCAAGAAUGUUGUACAGCUCAUGUAUCAUGCCAUUGAUGUGUUCACCCAAGACAGAAGACAGAAAUCGCUGAAGGAAAUAUUCAUAGUUAUCAGCCUUGAGUCAACGCAAGAUGUCAAGCAGCUGUUUCUCGCUCAUCGUAUCACUCACAAGCUCAAGACAAGAUGGCUGGAAGCACCCCCAGAAGACCGACUUGGAUUCUUCUAUAACCUCUUCAGGCCGAGAAGAAAUAGCAAUUUACCUGGCUUCUUGGAAAGAGAGGUACGGAAACCGGUCGGGACCAAGUGCGAGUUGAGAGUCAUGAUUGCAGACACACUAGUCCAGAUUAUUAAUGGGGGCAUCAGAGAGGUGUCUAACGCCACGCAGACUGCGCUCUUGGUGCUUAGAGAGGACACAGACGGCGUUAACGACGGCGUUAAGCCCGGACGAAUCAUUCGCAUCUAUGGCGACAGCGAGGCCGGUAUGGGAGAGGCAUUAGCGACAGGGCUACGUGUAGCUACCGAGAAGAAGUGGUACCAUGUGGUCAUACCACUCCCACCUGAAGGCAUUAGCUCACCUGAGGAAACAGCCGCCGUCAUUGUUGCUGUCAUAAAACGUCAUUCCUGUGUCCUGACAAUUGCUGUUCCCAAUAUGAAGUGCUACAUCGAUAUAGCAACUCGGAUAGCGAGACAUGGACAAGUGCAGAAGCCCCAUGACGUUGUCCUUGUUGAUCAACCGAGUUCCCAUACUCCAUUUGGUCACGAAAGGUUCAACCGUCAACGCUCUGACAGCUUUGGAGCGACGCUUACCACAGCGUUGGAUGCCGGCAUGGUCGUCACGUCAGAUUCGGAGGAGACGAACAGGAACGCCGUCAGGGACGUGGAGAGGGAGCUGCACGUGGAGCUGAAUAUUGUAACUGAUCAAGCUACUUUUGUCAAGGCUACAAUGUCUUCAGGGCGCUUUCUGAGCUUGGGCAGAAGUCCUGUCUUACAGAUGCAAGCCUUUCUCGAAGAUGACAGUGAAAGCUUCGUGAUAAUCACAGAGGAAGGAGAAACGGGUGACCCCUCCAGCCUCAGCGAUCCACAUACACAUCGUAUACCACUGUCCCCUGUCCAGCUGCAGUACUUGAAGAGCAAGCCAGCAGCGACACAAAUUGUGUCCCAAAAGUUGAAUAAUGAAGGCUUCAGAUGCAAGUUUGACUUCAAUGAAUCUACUGUUACCAUCUCGACAAGCGGGUCCAAGAGCGAUGACCAGGCCCUACAAAUGAUCAAGGAAAGCAUAGUGGAGAUGGACUUCUCCACUGAAGAGAUUCCCUUGUUGAAGGAGGGUGGGGUGGAAGCCCUACCAGCAGAAGGACCAGGGAAUCUGGAAGUUCUUAUUGUCAGAAUGGGAUCUGUGGUGAAGGUUGUUGCCUUGGCUGAUGCGGCGAUAAAGUUGGGACACAGUUUGCAACGGUCGCGGGAUAUGCUACAAUCCAUUCAACCAGCACCUGCUCGAGACAAUGGAAGCGAAACGAUUCUAAUGUCCGAGGAUUGUGCCAACUAUCUCACCCAAUACAAAUGGACAGAGAUGAAAGUAUUGAUGAAAGGGUUUCCUAGUGUUGUGUUGACAAGAGCAGGCAAUUCAAUGGAGGUUAAAGGGCCACGAAUGCAAGUCAGGGGAGCAGUACAAGUCGUCAACGAUGAAGUGGAACGUGUCAACAGCUUCCCCAUAACUCUAGGUCCUGGAAUAAGCAUCCUAGCUGUGGCAAAUGUAUCCCAGCGAGUUGGCGUGAAGCACCAAUGCAUCAUAGCUCCUCAACAACAAAUUGGCUUCAUGGAACAAACUCAGUCCCUAACACUAGACUCCCUUCGGAUGAGUAUGUCAUCAGCCCCGAGGAAAACAAAGGUCAAAGUUGUCAUGAAUGCACUUGAACGACAAAAGGCUGAUGUUAUUGUCAAUACAACCAACGAGGCGUUGAAGUUGGGUGUGGGACACGGCGUGUCCUGGUGCAUCCUUCAGGCUGCUGGGGAACGCAUCCAGGAACAGCUGACGAGAGAAAAUCCCAAGGGGAUCGGCCACGGUGAAGUAGCUGAAUCUGGCCCUGGGAACAUCAAGACGUGUAAGGCCAUCUAUCACGGAUCUCUGCCAGGUUUUCCGGUGCCAGAAAGUCCGAACUACCAACAAGAGGAGGACGAUUGUUUUAAGUGGAUGGUAUCCCUGGUUUUCAACUGCCUGAUCAAAGCAUCGGCGAAGGGCUGCAAGACCAUUGCCUUCCCAGCUCUUGGCACCGGGUUCCUGAAGUAUCCUGUCCAGCAUGUUGUCCAGCUGAUGUACAAGGCAAUACGGCUAUUCAAUGACGACAAGAGAUCUGGAGCCAUCAGAGAGAUCUUCAUAGUGAUCCUCCCGGAAACGCAGCUCUCAGUCAAACAGUUGUUCCUGGCGCACCGUCAUACCUACAAACUGAAGACAAAACACCUUGCAGCUGUGGAACAGUUUCACGAGGUGAAGAGAUCGGAACAAAACCGCAAAUGCGAGAUCCGUGUACAAAUUGGAAACACCUUGCUUCAAGUUGUACAAGGCAGUGUAGGCGAAGCAAGAGAAGUGACAGAAGCUGUCCUCGUUCUGUGGAAUGAUACGCAAAUAGAAAAUGUAGCUGCCAAUCCAGGACUUACCUGCACAGAUGCUGACAAGACUGACUGGCAGUGUUCAUCCUACGUCUCUGAACUUAAUGAGAGAAUAUGUGCCCACGACAGCACCAGCCUGCCAUUUGCAACUCUGUUACAUUCCUACUGCCCAAACAACCAAGAAAGCACCGUCGUCGACGCCAUAGCAGAAGGGAUCAGAAACGCUGCCAAAAUAAAAUGCAACACCAUCACGGUACCAAUAGCACCUUCUGGUGAAAUUGCUAAAAGACCGAACACCGCUGCCCAAAUGGUCUUUAAAGGUGUGAAGAAGGCGAGCGACACUGUCUGUGUGGUCACCGUCAUUAUACCCGAUGAACACGUGUUCCAACCAUUCAGCAACAGAAUCGCAGAACUGACUCUGAAACAGAUGCAGGUUCCGGCGGACAUUGACAAGUCUCCCGUAGCAGUUGAUCUAUGGGAGAAGACAUAUGCCGACAUGGCCUCCCAGACGCAGACCAGCAGACUGACAGCAAUGGUCGUAACAAUUGCCGACUCGAAGUACUUUGUUACGUCAGACUCAGAGGACAAAAAUAAGAUGGCGGCCGAUGACUUUAAGAAGGAGCUGAUCAAGGAGCUGCCGCGUAACACCAGUCACAGUUACAUCCGACUCGGGUGAACAACGCACGGAAGAAGCCACAGACAGUAUGUGAUUUGGAGGACCUUCGGUAUAUUUGUGAAUGUCUUUUAACAUUUUUCUAUAUCACUGUAGGUUAACUCAAGUCCAUUCAUGUUACGUAUUAAUGCAAUCUAUCCAAUUUGUAAUUUGUUUGUGAUUGUGAUUGUGUUUGCUUGUUGUUUAACGUUGUUGUUUGUUGUUAAACGUCGCACUCAGCAAUAUUCGAAUUAUAUGACGGCGGUCUGUAAAUAAUUGAAUCUGGAC